AUGUCUGGCGUACUGCGUACAACGGGAGCUCCAAACUGGCUGACCAAUUUGAGUACUUUGGUUUCGUUUACGGAAGGCGUCGAUGACAUCGUCCCGUCGAGUCCCUACUCUCCCGACGUUGUUAUAAUAUUAUCGGUCAUCGUAGGAGUAAUCAUCUUCAUAACCGUCGUCGGUAAUCUUCUCGUCGUCGCGGCGUUUUGUACGACUCCAAAACUCCGCACUUACAACAACUAUUUCAUCCUGGGUCUCGCCAUCGCCGACCUGCUUGUUGGAGCGAUCGACAUGCCCCUGUUCGCCAUCGUCAUCAUCAUGGGACGAUGGCCGUUUGGCGAGGUCUUCUGCGACAUCUUCACCUUUCUCGAUCACGCUUUAACUCAUAUCAGUAUGCUCCUCGUCACCUUAAUCAGCCUCGAUCGUUGCGUCGCUGUCUCCGCUCCCUUUUGGCAUCGUCAACACUGGCGACGACGCUCCCGUGCGAUCCUCAUCAUCGCUAUUGGCUACAUUAUCCCCGUCAUCAUCUGGCUGCCAACGACGACUCUUUGGCAGAUCAUCAACGGGAACGAACAGCGACCCUUUCCCAAAGACGUCUGCGCACCUUUGUACUUUCAAAGCGUCGUUGCUGGGUUCAUUGUCCCCGUCGCUUACUUCGUCAUCCCGUUCGUUUCAACCGCCGUUCUCUGCGCCAGAAUCUACAUCGUCAUCAAGAAAUUCUACAAGGGGCGGAAGCAGCUGAGACUUGCAUUGGGGAUUAUGCAGCCGACUACCUCUGUAGAGCCACCGAAUGACCUCGGAACUCGUGAACGAACGACAUCGCUUUCCGUCUCUACGAAGAAGGAUGAUGUUGGUGAGGAAGAGAACGCCAAAGACAACAAAAAGAAAGAAAUUGGUACAGAGAGCAUGAAAGCCGGACUACCUCAAUCCCACAUUGCACCCCUUCAACGCAUCCAGAAUACUGCUGCUAGACUAGUCACACGUACCAAGAAAUCUGAACACAUUACCCCAAUCAUCCAGUCUCUUCACUGGCUACCGAUACAGGAACGCAUUGUCUUCAAAAUCCUCCUCCUUGUCUACAAAGCUAUCCACAACCAAGCCCCCUCAUACCUACAGAACAUCAUCUCACUCCGAUCCUCAUUAGCUUCUUCUGCAUCUCGACGUUUACGCUCCCAUGCUACUGCCCACCUUCAACUGCUACCUGGACCUCGCACCAAGACACGCUACGGAGACCGCUCAUUUACAGUUAUUGCCCCCAAGUUAUGGAAUAAUCUCCCCAUUUAUAUACGAGAAGCCCCUACAUUAGAAUCAUUUAAGUCUCUCCUGAAAACCCACCUCUUUCCAUAA
Strongylocentrotus purpuratus (purple sea urchin) is the source of this 1338-nucleotide messenger RNA. Its product is annotated as muscarinic acetylcholine receptor M2-like. Gene Ontology annotation, biological process: chemical synaptic transmission; adenylate cyclase-inhibiting G protein-coupled acetylcholine receptor signaling pathway; G protein-coupled receptor signaling pathway, coupled to cyclic nucleotide second messenger. The transcript is spliced from 2 exons. Bases 1 to 1338 code for a protein of 445 amino acids. Lineage: Eukaryota; Metazoa; Echinodermata; Echinoidea; Camarodonta; Strongylocentrotidae. The record is from RefSeq and is a predicted model, not a curated record. Gene Ontology annotation, molecular function: G protein-coupled serotonin receptor activity; G protein-coupled acetylcholine receptor activity. Gene Ontology annotation, cellular component: synapse; membrane; dendrite.